Messenger RNA from Numida meleagris (helmeted guineafowl), 6609 nucleotides. RefSeq names its product solute carrier family 39 member 6 (gene SLC39A6). Gene Ontology annotation, biological process: zinc ion import across plasma membrane; intracellular zinc ion homeostasis. Bases 166 to 2328 code for a protein of 720 amino acids. NCBI's taxonomy places the organism in Eukaryota, Metazoa, Chordata, Aves, Galliformes, Numididae. Gene Ontology annotation, molecular function: zinc ion transmembrane transporter activity. The record is from RefSeq and is a predicted model, not a curated record. The transcript is spliced from 10 exons. Gene Ontology annotation, cellular component: membrane.
GGGCGGCCGCUGACCCGCGUGUGCGUCGGAUGAGGGGUCGGCCGCGGGUAGGGGUCUCGGCGUUGGUCUGACGGUUAACAGCUGUCGGCGCCGCGGCCUCCUCCUCUUCUCCGGUUCCCUUCUCCUGCGGUGGCCGAGUUGCCGGGCAGCGACCGGGACACUGCAAUGGAGAGUACGGUAUCUGUCACGUUCCUCGUAUUAUUUUUCAUACUGUUGUGUGAAAGUUAUCAUCACGGAGUGGAGACGACUACUGUUGUGCAAACACUGGAGAGAACUUUUCCAGAAAAGGCAGCUGGCAUUAACGACGACUUGGCAGGAUUAAGACAGAAGCACCACCUUCAGGAACUUUUUAAUCGAUAUGGAGAAAACAACUCUCUCACGAUUGAAGGAUUUAAAAAGCUGAUCCAGAACAUAGGUAUUGAUAAAAUGAAAAGGAUUAAAAUAGAUCAUAACCAUGAUCAUGACCAUGAUCAUCAUCUUCAUCAUAGCCAUGUUUCCUUGAGUAAGAACUCUGAGAAGUCUGUUUGUCCAAACCACGAAUCUGAUGCUAACAAAGACCUCAGGAACAAUCAUUCAAAGGAACCUCAUAAAGCAGAGAAUGUAGAUCAUCAGCACAAUUUCGUCCACAGUAAGAACACCGUUAAUGAAAUAACUGGGUCUAUCAACACUACUCCCACAGAUAGCAGUUCUGAACUGCAGAAUUUGGAACCUGCAGAAGGCAAGCCCGUUGCUCAUGUGGGCCUGGCUGGCUCUAACACCAUUAAUAUCACAGAUGGAAGCAGUACGAGUUGGCUUGCGAACACCAAGGCAAAUGAAUCUCUUGUUUCUCCGAAGGAAUUGGAAAAAGGAAGUUACCUGUAUUCUAAACUUAAAAACCCAAAUGCCCAAGAGUGCUCCAGUGCAUCAAAGCUGAUGCAGUCCCAUGGGAUAAGCACUGAAGUAUUGUUGUCUGCCACAGAAUUUAGCUAUCUCUGUCCAGCUCUUAUUAAUCAGAUUGAUGGGAAAUACUGCAUAGUCCAUGCAAGUAGUGAAAAAGCUGAAACUCCUCCAAAAGGUUAUUCUCUGCAAAUAGCUUGGAUUGGUGGCUUUAUAUCCAUCUCAGUCAUCAGUUUCCUUUCUUUAUUGGGGGUUAUACUGGUACCUUUGAUGAAUCGUGUGUUUUUCAAAUUUCUUCUAAGUUUUCUUGUGGCAUUGGCUGUGGGGACUUUAAGUGGAGAUGCCUUCUUACAUCUCCUUCCGCAUUCUCAUGGAAAUCACCACCAUCACCAUGAGAAACCUCCACUUGAACAGAACAAAGGUCCACUGUUCAAGCAUCUUGUUUUUCAAAGUACAGAAGAGAGCGCUUACCUGGAUUCUACAUGGAAGGGGCUUACAGCGCUGGGAGGCUUGUAUUUCAUGUUUCUAGCGGAGCAUUUGAUCACUUUAAUAAAGCAGUUUAAAGACAAGAAGAAAAAGAAAAAAAAUGAAGAUGAUGGAGAAAGUAAGAAGUUUUCAGCGAAUGAAGAAAAGUUAGAUACAGAUGAUCGGUCUGAGGGCUAUCUAGGGACAGACUCACAAGAUCCAUCGCCCUUCAUUUCUCAGCAGCCAGCUGUGCAAGAAGAAGAAGAAGUCAUGAUAGCUCAUUCUCAUCAAGAGGAGGCUGACAAUGAAUACGUAUCCAGGGGCUGUAGGAACAAAUGUCAUUCUCACUUACACGAUACUCUCGGACAGACAGAUCAUCUGAGCCAUCACCACCACGACUACCAUCACAUUCUUCAUCACCAUCAUCAUCAGAACCAUCAUCCACACAGUCACAGUCAGCGCUACUCACGUGAAGAGCUGAAGGAUGCUGGAAUAGCAACUCUAGCAUGGAUGGUGAUUAUGGGAGAUGGACUGCACAAUUUCAGUGAUGGCCUAGCAAUUGGAGCAGCCUUUACUGAAGGCUUAUCAAGUGGUUUAAGCACGUCUGUGGCUGUGUUUUGCCAUGAAUUACCUCAUGAGCUAGGAGAUUUUGCCGUACUUCUCAAAGCUGGUAUGACUGUCAAGCAAGCUGUGCUUUACAAUGCUCUGUCAGCGAUGUUGGCCUAUCUUGGAAUGGCCACUGGGAUACUUAUUGGUCAUUAUGCAGACAAUGUUUCCAUGUGGAUAUUUGCACUUACUGCUGGGUUAUUCAUGUAUGUGGCGCUUGUAGAUAUGGUGCCUGAAAUGCUCCACAACGAUGCGAGUGAUCACGGAUGUAGCCGCUGGGGAUACUUCCUGUUACAGAACGCUGGGAUUCUCUUGGGUUUUGGGAUAAUGCUGCUCAUCUCAGUGUUCGAACAUAAAAUUGUAUUCAGCAUAAACCUGUAAUCUUCUUUGCCGGGGUAGAGCUUGGUGUUAAGUUAUAACUGGUAGUUGUUUUUCUAUUCCAUAACGGAGGGGUACGCUUGGUAUAGUCUAGGUAUUUUUAUUGUUGUGUUUUGUUGUUGUCCUUGGGUCUUUCAGUCCCCCAACCCUUUUCUCUCCCAUAGAAAUGAAAACUGUAAGGAUUUUCACUCGGAAUGUAGUAUUGCAUACGGUACUGUGGCAAGGCAAACUUAGUAAGUCAUAGUGAGUGCCAAAUCUAUUAAUGCAGUAUCACCCGUGGUGGGGGUCGAGGUGUUUUUGUGAAUUUAUUUACUGUAUGUAAAUAUAUGCAACAGUGGCAUUUUUUUUUUACUUCAUGGUUUUGUUGGUAUAAAGAAAUAAGAUGUCAGUGGUUCUUAUUCUAGCACAGUUGAAAUCAGUGAACAGAGAGCACAGUGAGCAGUGUAAAACAACAAAGACAAGCAAAGACAUGCAAAGGUAGCAUGGGUUUAUACUGGUAGGAACCGAUCUCUUCCCUGUCCACCUUGUUUACAGGGGGUGGCAGGUGAGCUCGCUCCAUCCUCUUGGUGGUGCUUCUCCUGGUGGAUUCUGUUUCCUAUUCCAGUCGGUUUCUGCUGCAAAUGAUUUCAUGUGAAAUGGUUUGACUGAAGUGUUUGCAACAAGUACGCUUUACCUGUUUCAUCCCUGCUGAUGGGAGUUACUCUUCACUGAUUCCUCAAAUUGGCAACAAUAGCACGGCUAUUACAUCAUAAAAGCGUGGCUGUAGAUGUAGUAUACUUGAAUGCCAUUAAAGAGACUUUUAAAGUAGUGCUCUAUCACAUUUACGCUGCCUGAAAUGGCAAAGUUAUAUCACAGUGUUUGAUAUCAAGGGGAGUAGUGUUAGUAGUAGUCCUUUGCUACAACAGCCUUCCUGAUUUAGUUUGGGAAAUGGGAUGACUGGCAGAGCUGCCUGUUGGCAGGAAGUAUUUGAUGAUCCCACGUCUGACAAGUUAAAGCAGUCUGGCAUAUGGUGGUCUGUCAUUAAAAUGAAAGCCAAAACUGUCACAUCAAAAACGGGCAUUUGGAAUGAGUGGAAAGAUUUGGGGUUUUUUUGUUUGUUUGUUUUUAACUGGUUGAGAAACAAAGUCUGCAGGCAGCAGGCUGUAAGCUUUCCCCCCCCCUUCAUUCUUUACUCAGGUUAACUGGACAGAUUUAUUUAAACUUCUUUCCACGGGACAAAAUACUGUUCUAUCAAUGUUUCUCGAGCACGCCAGAAUAAUCAGUGUAGAUCUGUUAAGGUUCUGAUGCCAGAGCUCAUACUGAAGGCUAAAAUAAGAAUAGAUUUCUUCAGACUUCUCUGUGGUGAAUAGUUACCCUUUAUUUUUUUUAACUCUGAAAUAUGCAUUGGCUUGAGCUUCAUUUCUGUGCUUUUUUUUUAAAAGGUCAGAUAUCAAUCUCUCCAUAACAGUGGAAAAUCACAGAGGGAAAAUUAGUGUGCUCAGUAAAAUAUUUACAGCAUCCAAACUGGGAGCCGAAGAAAAAGGAGCAAACCAAGCUCAUUUUUCCUGUCCUGAAAGAGGUUACAAAUCUGAAGGCUGGGAGAAUUCUGAUGAUGAUUCCAUUGCAGCUUUUGAAAGCAGAGUGAGCAGAGCUCGUUACCAUUCUCCAGAUUGCCUGAUCUGUAUGGGCGAUCUCAGCCUCAAAGGAAACGCUUGUUUCUUGAAUCCUCCUGUAGUCAGCAUUUGGCCAAUGCCUUUGGAACAGGAUUUGUCUUGUUUCCUUUGAAGUCAGGAGGCAGAGGAAAGCUAAUGCAUCCUAAGGGGAGCACUAAGGUGUGUUGGGGUCUUAUCCAACUCCAGCAGAUCUGCACAUUAUGAACCUGUGAGCAGUUGUUAUGAGAGAAGAACAGGCUUCUCUUUUAGAGAGCUCACUUCAUCUCUAACAAGAAUACUGACAAAAUACAGGUGCAUCCUUUCCCUUCAUCAAGUGCUUUUUUUUUUUUUUCUUUAUUCUACACUUCUGCCUUUGGUUAACCCUCUGUACUUCCUUCAGAAGCACACCUCUGAGCAAACAGCAGAUGGAGGCUGUCAGAAGGAGUCCUGCAGUUUGUGGUGCAGAGGAACCAUACUGUGGUACAACAGCCACCUGCUACAUUUUUGUAGCAUCUCCUUGAUCUGCCAUUCUGUGCUACCUCUGUUUGCUGGUUCUCACAGCAGUCUUAUUCUAGUGUUCCCAAGGCUGAAUUAGAAAAGUUACAUGUAUCCCACCUGUUGCUUCCUUUUCUUCCCUGCUUAUAAACUGUUAGCUCACUUGAAGUUGCUCUGAAGAGAAAGUAACUUCAAUUUCUUUCAAACAGUCUAAAUUCUUAUGGCGCUUCUGUCCUUACCUGUGUUAGGACCGUUUCCAAACUGUCAUAGCUAAAACUGUGCCUACAAGCCCCACAGCUGAUCUUCUUUUCUUCGCGACCCCAAGUGCUUGAAUGUCAUCAUCUUUGACUUGUGGCAAGCUGUUCAGUUUCUGGCAUGUGCGCAUCACUGCCACCUUCAGAAAAACAAGGAAGUCUAAAAGAACACUCCCAUCCCCUCAUACCCCCAUAUCAAAACUGAAGCUUCCAUGCCUUGAACAGUUGGUGCCUUCUCUACUGACCUCUAUUCUGAGUGGUCCCAGUCAGUCCAGAUCUUUAGAACACGGCCGCUCUUCUUCCUCUGGAAGUCCCUUCUUGGUCUUGCAGAACUGCAGUUGGACAUGUCUGACUUGGUCCUGCCCUAAGUGGGUCUCGCCUUUCCUGGGGCAAUGGCACCAGUCAUUGUCAGAGCUGGUAUGCUCCAGUUCUGGCUCUCGCAUUGCUUCUCAUGAGGAAGAUGUGUUCCCAGGCAGAACACUCAGCAAGUCUUCUCUCCCUCUUCCUUCUGAGCCUCUCACAGCUCUGUUACAUGCACAAAUGCUGGAGCCUCCUGGUGGGUGCUGUAGGGUUUGGGCACUCUGUCUGUUGGUUGUCUUUUGCCUUCUGUCCCACAACCUCAGCCAUCAGAGAAAUGGGACAUGCUCAACUCCUUGGCUGUGAGCUGUUUCAGACUUGGGUGGCUUCUGACUCAGUUUCCUUUAAAUUUCUUGUGGUUUCUGUUGGCCUACAGCCUUAAUUGCUGAAGUCAGAAGGACUUCUCUUGUCUGUGUGAUAGAUGGGAGAUAGGAAGUGGGCACAUGGCUGGGUGUUGCCUGUGAGAUCAUUAGAUUGGUGACUAAACAUGUAUAAAUCCACAGCUUCCAGUCUGUGCUUCCUGUGAGUUGUUGUCUGGCUUGCGAUAAGAGAAACGGGCAUGAGAAUAUCUGCGUAUCAAAAUACAUUGCUAAUAGAUCAACAUGAAAAAUAAACCAGCCGGCAGCAUGUGUGGGAAGGAGGGUGAGAUGAGGUGGUGGUGAGCACUUGAGUUGGCUCGAUGUUCCAGCACAUUUGUCGGUGAUGGGGUGGUACCAGUGACUGCAAAGCAUUAUGAGAGGAAACCAAAGAUGGUCUGAAAUGUGCUGUUUGUGGCAGUGAGGUGACAAAGCUGGCUCACGUUUUCUUUGUCAGCCUUUAGCAGAAGCAAAGAUUCUACUUCUUAACGGUACUCGCGCUGAAAGUUCUCAUGCUCUGACAGAGGGAUGGAGCAGAGCCUCUAAGCUGCCUUUUAUUUUUAUGCAUUGAUGUUUCUGAGCAGCUUGUGGUAAUGUGCCCGCCUGCUGCGGCUGAUAAAUGGGAGCACCUUUCUUUUUGUGUCCUCGUUAACUAUAGUACAGAGCUGAGUGUUGCACGUGGCUGUAUCUGCCUUAUGUAGUGCCUACGUUGGCCUUGGGCAAACAGAGCAAGGAAGGAUGGACUCUUAAGUACGUGAUUUUCAUUGUGCCACAUUCUUUUUAAGCUUUUGGCUUGUCUUUGUACGUAGUAUCAGUCAUGUGCUGUCCUUACGUGCAGCAAGAAUUCCACUACACAUGCCAGUCCUUGCUUGAGUUCUUGGCCUGCCUAGGUCAAGCAGUGUGGCUGUUCUCUACUGAUGGGAGAUAUUGUGCAGGAGCACAAUGAACUGUGUUUGUUUAGAAUGCAUUUGAGGUUACAAAGUGGCUCUUCUGCUGCAUGAAUUCAGGGUCAAGCGUAAUUACAGCUUCUGUGGAAAACUAGUUUGUUCUGUUUGCCACAAAUAAUAGAACCAGAAACCCUGUUUUCAUGCAGUGUCUUCUUACUUGAAAUGUGGUUUUGGUACAUGUAAACAAUUGUUAGAGCUGUAAUUGUAUUUCUGUAUGCUUGAUGGAAUAAACCACUGAACAAAG